AUGGGAGAAUGUCAAUAUUAUAUUUUCCGUCAUCCAUGGGUACCAGCAUAUCAAGGUGUGAUAACAUUUUUUGUAAUAGCAAAUUUCACUUUAGCCACAUUUAUGGAUCCAGGAAUUAUUCCGAAAGCUCCACCAGAUGAGGAUCGUGAAGAAGAAUUUCGUGCACCAUUAUAUAAAAAUGCCGAAAUUAAUGGUAUUACAGUACGAAUGAAAUGGUGUGUAACAUGUAAAUUUUAUCGACCACCCAGAUGUUCACAUUGUUCAGUAUGCAAUCACUGUAUAGAAACUUUUGAUCAUCAUUGUCCAUGGGUCAAUAAUUGCAUUGGACGAAGGAACUACCGAUUUUUUUUCUUUUUCCUCAUAUCAUUAUCGAUACAUAUGUUAAGCAUAUUUUCGUUAUGCUUAUAUUAUGUUUUAAAACAUAAAAAUAAUUUAACGGAAACAGCACCAAUAGUAGCUAUGUGUUUAAUGGGUAUUGUCACAGUAUUAUCAAUACCUAUAUUUGGUUUAACCGGUUUUCAUAUGGUGUUAGUAUCAAGAGGGCGAACUACGAACGAACAAGUAACUGGUAAAUUUAAAGGUGGUUAUAAUCCAUUUUCAAAAGGUUGUUGGCAUAACUGUUGUUAUACACAAUUUGGACCACAAUAUCCUAGUCUGUUAAAACCUGAAAAAUAUGCAGCUAGAAGAUCAAAUAAAGAAAAUCAAGCAAUUAGUACGAUAACAAGUGAAAGAGACGGUAGUGGCUGUGGCCGUAAUCAAAAUUCUGGUAAUUCAAAUCGAACGAUGGGUGGUAAUGGACAUCAUCCGGGAGCACAAAAUUCAACUGGAGCACAACAAUCAAUAUAUGACAGGGAUCAUACACAGGUAAAAACUUAUAUGGACCGUGGAAAUGGGUAUAAUCAACGCUCUGGAAGCGGCACGCAUUAUAGUAAGCUAUCGCCAAGAGACUGUUCCGAUACUGAUAUGGAACCUCAAGCAUCACAAAGCCAAGAUUGUGAGCCAACACCGCCACUUCAACGGCAUAAUUCAAGUAAUUUUUAUUUACCACAAAUUGAAAAUAAUCCUGGUGGUGCUAUAAGCAAUGGCGGACAGAAUAAUGGUACUGGAGGUGGUGGUGGUGGCGGGGAUUCACCACGACAUAUGAGAAUAUAUCACCCAAGACAUAGUCCUCAUACAAGACCUAGGGGCUUAGAUCCACAACGUGUGUAUAAUGCAGAUGCUCUAUCUCCUGAUCAUCCAACACAUCCGAAUCAAGUUGGUAUGAUUAUUGGACAAAAUCGUACAACGACGGCUACACCAACUAUGCAACAAAGAAUAAAAGCUUUAGGAGUUGCUACUCCACUUGCAAUGUCUAGUCCUGUGAGAAGAUCAAAUCCUGGUACACCUACACAACCGAGACGACCUGAUUUUAUAGGUGUAAUGAACUUAAAUCAGCAACAACAGCAACAGCAACAACCUCCACAACAAACGACACAAAUUUAUUAUGAAUAUCCAACAGGUCUUCCACCACAACAUCCGCAAAUGCCAUUGAUACAGCAGCAACAACAACAAAUGUUACAUCAUAACGGUAUACCAGGCAGAGGUGGUGGUAUUAUAAUGCAACAUCAGCAAACAUUACCACAAAAUAUACCACAAUAUGGUAGUCCACAACGUAGAUUUUUAUCUGAAGGUGAAUUAGUAAGGCAAGGCAAUGAAUUGUCAUAUGCACGAACAAAUAACACUGUAGAUAAUAUUAGAGAAUUAGCUGGUAGCCCACAGCGUGGUGUUUAUAUGUGGAAAGAUACAUCACCUGGUUUUAGUAACAGUAGUAAUAAUAGCAAUCAUCAACAAAAUACAAGUAGUAGUGCUGGCACUAUAUUAAAUCAUCAACCACCACCACAAUUUAUGAUAUCAACUGCUGGUGGUGGUCAACAACAUCCAUUAUUAUCAAGAGCACCACCACAAAUAUUAGAAUAUCAACAACAGCAACAACAACAACAAUAUGAUAUACAUCAUCAUAGAUCGAAUCCAACAAGUCCAACAAUAAUACAACAACAACAGCAACAACAACCAUAUAUAUUGAGAUAUCCUGGUGGUGUUGCCCCCGGUGGUUUAAUAAGUGGAGCACCUGGUCAAGGAUUAAAUAUUAAUGCGCAACAAUCACAAAAUCAAUUAUUAGGAAAUUCAUUGUUAGUUAGUGGCAAUAACACAAAUGGCUGUAAUACAUCUGUUCAAAAUAUUGUUACUAGUGUUGGGAGUGGUAUUGGAAUUUGUACAAAUGCAAAUAGUAGUAGUAGUAGUAGUAGUGGUGGUGGUAGUGGUUAUCAACCAGCAUUACGUGGUGGUGUACCAGUUUUCCCUCCAAUGCCAAUGCAAACCCAACCAUCACCACAAAUAAAACGUAAACAAACACCAACACGUCCAAUGUCAUUUGUACGUGCAUUAGAAAUGACUGAUUCAAUGGAAAUGCAACAAAUGGAUCAACAUCAACAUCCGCAUCCGCAUUCACAACCGCAACAACAAUCAUCAGCAGAUUUAUCAUCGUCAUCUUCAUCAUCAAUAAUUAGAAAUAAUGGUGGUAUUGGAAUUACCACAACUGGUAUAUUAAGUAAUAGUAAUUCAAGCAGUCUAAAUAGCUCGCAACAACAAUUACAACAAUCACAACAGCAAAAUCAACAGCAACAACAAGGUAGAUCAACAACGCCCACCCCAGAUCGAACUAGUGUUUAUGAUAUGAAUUAUGAAAUUUCUGUAUAACACGUUUUAAUUAAAUGUAUUAAUUAAAAACAGAAUACUGAAUAUAAAAAAAAAAUUUAGGCAGCAUAGAAAUUUUCUUUGUAUUACAAUAAAAGUACAUUAAGUAUAAAUAUAAAAUAUUUAAAGAUUUUUUAAUUUAAUAAAAAUUUGGUAAAAAUAUAACAAAAAAGAAAAUAGAAAAUAUCUAGGAGAAAGAGGAAAAUAAUUUUUAUAAUAAAAAAUUAAAAAAAUGUUAAAUUAAACGUUACCUUUAAUAUUUUUUUAUCCUUUAAAGUAAGCUAGAUAUUUUCUUUUCAUUCAUAAAAAACAAACGAGGAUCACAAUAAAGAACAGAUACGUUAUUCUAAUUUUGAAAAAUAAAAUUGAACUUAUUAUGUGCUACAAUGAAAUACAUAUAUUAAAUAUAUCCAGUAUCAAUUUCAUUGUCAAAUCAAAUCAAAUUGAAUCAAAAAAUGUUUAAGCAUUUGACGAACACAAAUCUUUGUUGUAGCACUAAUUUUAGAACCAAUUACUAUUAUUAGUUUAGAACAGAUUACUAUAUUGAGUUUUACAAUUUUAUAUACAUAUACAUACAUGUAUAUAUUUCAAAAAAUUCAUGUUCUAUUAGGUUUAAAAUUUAUAUUUCCAAUUUUACUUUAUAAUACACAUAAACAUUUUUUGACAAAUUUUUUAA
Molecule: messenger RNA, 3409 nt
Organism: Condylostylus longicornis
Lineage: Eukaryota; Metazoa; Arthropoda; Insecta; Diptera; Dolichopodidae
Gene: Zdhhc8
Product: palmitoyltransferase ZDHHC8
Exons: 9
Coding region: 1-2736 (911 amino acids)
Biological process (GO): protein palmitoylation
Molecular function (GO): palmitoyltransferase activity
Source: RefSeq, a predicted model, not a curated record